Rhineura floridana is the source of this 1576-nucleotide messenger RNA. RefSeq lists its product as uncharacterized. Bases 504 to 1463 code for a protein of 319 amino acids. The transcript is spliced from 2 exons. The record is from RefSeq and is a predicted model, not a curated record. NCBI's taxonomy places the organism in Eukaryota, Metazoa, Chordata, Lepidosauria, Squamata, Rhineuridae.
UUUGGGAGCAAAUUCCAGUGGUUUGUGGGCAGAUUGUGCAUUGGUGGUUCUCAUUGUUUGGAAGUGGUUUAUCUGUUUGAUAUUUUGAAUAAAGUAAAUUUUGUUAAAUAAAUAUUUAAAUAAUAAAUAACUGAUUGAUAUUGCCCCUCCCCUUAUUAUAUACCCCCCAUAUCCUUUUUUCUUUGGGUAGUUUCUAUUUGUUUGAUUGCCUUGUGGCCUCCUGCUUAUAUAUUUGAUUUUGGUCAUUUGGCUUGCUGCUUGGGAUAUAAUUUCUUUAUAAUUUUAAUUGGUUUUGCCAUAGUCUCUGGGCAAUCUUUAAAGUGCUUUCUGUUGACUUGUCUCCAGUGAGUAUUUAUUGAUCUUGUUGUUGUUAGUGGAAGUGUAGUAAAAUUACACCAUGCCACCCAAGAAGGUUCAACAAAAAAGGCAUUUGGGUGGUGAAGCAAACUUCUAAACACCCUCCAUCGCAACAGGAGCGCCUGUCUUCUGAUGAAGGAGAAGAUAUGGGAACAAUUCGUGCCUUGGUGGCAAGGGUGGAGGCACUUGAGAGAGAGUGCAAACAUCCUGUGGAGCCGGGAGCGGGUCCAAGCUCCGCCCCUUCAGGUAAGAAAUCGGCACGAUUGGCUGCUAAGGCACCUAAAUCUCGUAUUCUUUCUGAUUUGGUUUCCAGGAUUCGUGUUCUUGAAUCAGCUGCUCCUAGUGAUGAGUCUACGGUCCAGUCAGUGCAGGCCUGCCCACCUGAUGCACUUGAGGCCUCAUCUUCCUCUUUCCUACCAGUUUCCUACUUUCCUACUCGUGCUAGUGUUCAAGGACAGCUCUCUCUUUCUAUACCAACUGGAAGUCAAACACUACCUACUACAUCUACUGGGGUUGUUCCUCCUGCGAUAGUGGCAUCCCCAGCAGCCUACACAGAUGGCGCAUUUCCGGGAAUUAGCACCUGGAGCAGCUCAGGAUCCGAUCCCGGUACCUUUUUUCCUGUGGAUCCUUGGCAAAUAGAAAUUGAGGCCGCCAUAGCCUCUGUUCUUGCUCCCAGCACUCAGAGAGCGUAUCAGCGUUCCUUUGGAAAAUUCCAGGCGUUCAGAGCUGGCAGCGCUCUGCCUCUUGCAUGGCCGAUUCCUCUUUCACAUUUGCUGCAGUUUAUGUUAUAUUUAAAAGGGCAAAAUAUUUCUGUUUCAACCAUUGCCGGACACCUCUCUGCGCUGGCCUUUAUUUCCAAGGCAAGAGGAAUGCAGGAUCAUUCUGUAGAUUUUAGGGUCAGAAAGGUCCUUGAGGGUUGGUCGCAUUCUGCUCCCAGGGCCACUGACCGGAGGAGACCAAUCACGCCCAAUGUCCUCCUCCAGAUCCUGCCUUUGUUUUCUUCUUUAUGCUCAUCACAGUAUGAGUUGCACCUUUUCACCGCAGUAACUCUGAUGAUGUUCUAUGGUGCUUUAUAUACAAUACAAUACAAUAGAGUAAAACAGUGAACCUUUUCCACACACAAUUAAUAUACAGUAGUUUCAUGCUUCCUCUCCCCCCAACUGCAUUUGGUGAAGCCUUCAUGGUGUCAAGUCUUCUUGGAAGAAAAGAAGACUGAUGG